CAUACACCAUCUUUAACCACCAUCUCUCUUCUUAGUUCUUAUAAUACAACUCUCUCACAAGUAACAACACAACACACACAUAUACAAACGCAAACAUACACACAUAAUAUAUAUAUAUGGCAUCCAUCACCUCCGCCGUGUUCCGGUGGCCGCAGAUCCGCCGGAAGAUCCAUCUCCGGCGGAGGAAGCCUCCGGCGAUACGACUGGGAGGGAAGCCACGUGGAGAGCUGUCGCCGGUGAAGAGGAUGGUGAGGAGGAUGAGGCUGAAGUGGAUGAGGCUGCGCUACGUGAGACUCGUGAGGAAGAUCAAGGGGUAUUAUCGUAAUUUACUGAAGGAAUUAGCUGGCGCCGGCGCCGGAUUCGAGGCCAUUCAGCAGCGGAUGGCGGUGGAGGCGGCGGCGUUCGCCGUCCCCGGCCUCGGCCUCUCCUUCUCCUCCAUGUCCGGUCACGACCGUGCUCGACACUGUUAUUCUCUUGUAUAGUUUUACUCUUUAUUUCAAUUUAUCUUUUAUUUAUUUUGAGUAUUUGUUUCAUUUAAUUGUUGUAUUUUUACCAUUAUAGGUUUUAAUUCUUUUUUUUUAAUUGAAUGAGUAUCCAAUGGAAAGUGAAACUUUAUUAUAUAGGAUUAGUUUGUACCAAACCGAUCAAAAUACUAAUUAAUCCUUAUGAAAUUGGAUUUUGAUC
Messenger RNA from Tarenaya hassleriana, 684 nucleotides. RefSeq lists its product as uncharacterized. NCBI's taxonomy places the organism in Eukaryota, Viridiplantae, Streptophyta, Magnoliopsida, Brassicales, Cleomaceae. The transcript has a single exon. The record is from RefSeq and is a predicted model, not a curated record. The coding region runs from base 117 to 482 and encodes 121 amino acids.